AUGGGGGGGGGGGGGGGGUCUGACUUUGACAGAGUUCUGGUUCUGGAGGAAGUCAGUAAAUCUCAUUUUUAGUGCUUCACAAUAAGGAUGAAAUACAAUCGAACACAGAGAAACACCGACGUCAGUUAAAAGCCUUUCUAAAAAGGUUUUAAGUUCUUAUUUAAAACUUUCAGCAGACUCUACACUACUAACCCGGAAAGAGCGGUCGCUUCAUGUUUUAAAACAGGUGUGAGGGACCGUCAAGAGUUUGAACGUGAGGGGAGGAGGGUCUCAGUAGCUCACUGAUGUCCGAGGGAUCUUGAUCAUGGAGGGAUCUUGAUCAUGGAGGGAUCUUGAUCAUGAAGGGAUCUUGAUCAUGGAGGGAUCUUGAUCAUGAAGGGAUCUUGAUCAUGGAGGGAUCUUGAUGAUGGAGGGAUCUUGAUCAUGGAGGGAUCUUGAUCAUGGAGGGAUCUUGAUGAUGGAGGGAUCUUGAUCAUGGAGGGAUCUUGAUCAUGGAGGGCUCUAAAAGAACUGAAAUCUUAAACUGACUUGGUCCCUUUUCUUGGAUCCAGUUAAAAGCCUCACAGCUGCUUUUUGUCUCGUUUGAAGGUGAUUUACGACCUUUUAGUUAAAACACAUGAAAACAGCAGAACAGUCGUCACUGUGAGAAAAAACAUCAUCUGAAGAAAGGAUGGAGAGGUCGUGGUCUCUGGACACGACACACAAAUAUUUAUUUAUAAUAUAAACCAGAUUUUUAUAAAGACUUUUAUUUUUUCAUUUUUUACCAAAACGACCGUCGUUCAUCGGUCACCUGACCACAGAGACUGAGCUCCUGUUUUUACCGUCUAUAGUAGUGCUGUAGCCAAGACCACAACAACCAAGACCAGAGAGGACCGAGACCAGAGAGGACAGACCAGAGUACAGAGACUGAGACCAGAGAGGACAGAGACCAGAGAGGACCGAGACCAGAGAGGACAGAGACCAGAGAGGACGGAGACCAGAGAGGACAGAGACCAGAGAGGACAGAGACCAGAGUACAGAGACAGAGACCAGAGAGGACCGAGACCAGAGAGGACAGAGACCGAGACCAGAGAGGACCGAGACCAGAGAGGACAGAGACCAGAUAGGACAGAGACCAGAGAGGACGGAGACAAGAGUACAGAGACAGAGACCAGAGAGGACGGAGACCAGAGAGGACAGAGACCAGAGAGGACGGAGACAAGAGUACAGAGACAGAGACCAGAGAGGACCAAGACCAGAGAGGACAGAGACUGAGACCAGAGAGGACCGAGACCAGAGAGGACAGAGACCGAGACCAGAGAGGACGGAGACCAGAGAGGACAGAGACCAGAGAGGACGGAGACCAGAGAGGACAGAGACCAGAGUACAGAGACAGAGACCAGAGAGGACCGAGACCAGAGAGGACAGAGACCGAGACCAGAGAGGACCGAGACCAGAGAGGACCGAGACCAGAGAGGACAGAGACCAGAGAGGACAGAGACCGAGACCAGAGAGGACCGAGACCAGAGAGGACAGAGACCAGAGUACAGAGACAGAGACCAGAGAGGACAGAGACCAGAGAGGACGGAGACCAGAGAGGACGGAGACCAGAGUACAGAGACAGAGACCAGAGAGGACCGAGACCAGAGUACAGAGACGGAGACCAGAGAGGACCGAGACCAGAGAGGACAGAGACCAGAGAGGACCGAGACCAGAGUACAGAGACGGAGACCAGAGAGGACCGAGACCAGAGAGGACCGAGACCAGACCAAAUGAAAAUGCCUUCAAUUCCGAGGCAACAACAAGACCCUCAAAAGUGGUCUCGAGACCAGGACCGGUCUUGACCUCUACAGUAACUGUUAUCUUCCUCUUGAGGUGGCGGUGAAGUCUGAGGUCAGAUCAGCUGUUUCUGUGAGUUUUUCUCCUUUAAAUGACGUUUUAUGAGUAAACUCCUCGUGGUUUUAGGAAACCAGACUUAAUUAUUGCUGAGUCGGCAGACACCGGGGGCCCCGCCUCCUGUCGUCUCCAUCCUCUCUCUGUAUGAAGGGGGUGUGUCAGUCACUAAGACUGUAUGACUUCAUUACUACCAAUGAUGUGAAGGUAUCAGCUCGACCCGUCUGGUUCAAAAACCCGAGUCCGCUCACUCCGAGACCGAGACAAGACCGAGUGAAGACGACACCAAGACCCUCCAAAAAAGUUCUCGAGACCAGGACCGACCUGAACCUGGUCUAA
Messenger RNA from Xyrichtys novacula (pearly razorfish), 2211 nucleotides. The record is from the annotation of a GenBank genome assembly. NCBI's taxonomy places the organism in Eukaryota, Metazoa, Chordata, Actinopteri, Labriformes, Labridae.